AUGACACUAUAUAACAAGAAAAAAAGGAAAUGUAAUAUUAAUUUCAUAGACAUAGAACUGGAGGCUUUUAUAUUUGGGUGUUUUUUAUAUAGCUGGAAUGAUAUAUUAACAAACAAUAUAAAAUAUAAAAAAUGUAAUAACAACAAGGAUGAGAAACUAAAAAAUAAUAAUAAUGAUAAUAAUAAUAAAAUAAAUUAUAACACAGUUAAUAAUAGAAAGAAAAAAUUGACUACUUUAAAAAGUUCAGGAGUUAAUAAAAGGAAUUGCUCUAUUAAAAAUAAUAAAAAGAAUAUAACUACAAACAAUAUUUUUUAUAAUUGUUCAUCAAAAAAUAAAAUAAUAAAUAAAAGUAACUCAAGACAUUAUAUAAAUAAUUGUAAUAAAUAUGAUGAAGAUAUAUCAUCUUGUAGUAUAAAUACAGAUUUUCAAUUUAAACAUAAUAUUGAUAUUAACGAAUUAAAUGACAAGCUCUUAUAUUUUGUAAAAAUUAAUUUCUGUUUAAAUAAUAAAGACUUUAAUAUUUUUUAUAAUUUAUAUCAUUUUUAUAAGCAUAUCAAAGAAGAUCAAAAAAAUGAAGAAAUCAAACUACUCAACAGCUUUUUUAAGAAUAACAUUGUAAAAUGUGGAAGGAAGUUUAAAAAUGGUUGUGCUAAUAAAGAGGAUAUAAAAGGACACUCAAACAUUGAGGGCAAUAAUAAAAGUGAUGUUCAUACGUGUGAUAAAUGUGAUAAUAAUAAGUAUGAUAAUUGUGAUAAUAAUAAGUAUGAUAUAUGUGAUAAUAAUAAGUAUGAUAAACGUGACAACGUUUUCCAUGGCCGAUAUAAUAAUUCAUAUCAGAAGAGCAGAAAAUUACAGAGAACCCACAAGAACAAAAAAAAAAAUAUAACAACAAAAGGACAUGUGAAUUGUUUUUUUUGUGAUAUAUAUAUAAAUAAAAAAAAUUUUGAUGAUUCCACAAAAAUGGAAAAAUUUAUACAUUCAUGUAUGAACAAAGUAUAUGCUAAUAAAAGAUGUAAUUUGUUGAAUAAAUGUAUUAUAAAUAUAAAAACGUUUGAUGAUAAUUUUAUUCAUUCAACUACUAUAGAACGUUUAUUUUGUUUUAUAUAUACACAUAUGGAUAAGAAUUUAAUUUUUUUUUGGUUUAAUUUUUUAAAAGUUUUAUUAAAUGUUACCAUAGAUAAACAUUUGAUGAUAAAAAUAUUUUUUUUCUUUUGUAAAAAGAAUUUUUUAUUAUCUUCAUUUUUUCAUUCAGAAGAAAAUAUAAUUAAUCAUGAAUUUUUUAGUAAAAAUCAUACCAUAAAUAAAUCAUCAAAUAAUUUUAUAUUAGAUAUUAUGAAACCAUACAAAUGUCAAAAUAUUACAAACCUUAUUUUAAAUAAUAAUUUUGUCUUACUACAAAACCUUCUCGAUUACUUUUAUAUGAUAUGUUCUACAAGAAAUAUGAGCUUUUAUGAUAAUUUCUUUCUUAAUAUACAAAUGAUAAAUUUUAUAUAUCCUGUUCAACUUAACGUUUUCCAUUUUUAUUAUAUGAAGCUAUAUAAAAAAUUUAACAAUCAAAGAUUUUUAUAUCAACAAAGGAUUAAUUUUCAACCCAUCUUAUAUUACACUAACACAAAUAAAAUAAUGAUAUUAAUGAAAAAGAAGAAACAAAAUAUAACAAAAAAAAAAAAAAUUAAUUAUAAUGAAAAUAAACAAAAAAAAAACAAAGUAAUACCAUCAUUAGAUGAUUCAUGUGUUCAUAAUUAUGGUAAAUCUAAAAACGUAUAUAUUAAUAACACAAAGGAAUUAACAAAUAAUUAUACAAAUUCCAUUUGCUCUAUUUCUAAAAAUAAUCUUCAUAAUCAAAGGAAUUAUGUAAAUAAAAAAAUUAUUACGAAUGACAGAAAUUAUCAAAAUAAUUCAACUAGCCAUUUUCCAUAUAAUGAUGAAAAUAUAUAUACACAUUAUAAUAAUUUCAUUAUUGGUAAAAAUUGUAAUAUGAUGAAUACACAUUUCAAACAUUUUAAUAUUACAUAUCUUAAUAAAAAAGGAAAAAUUAUAUAUGAUCGUUUUAAUAUUAAAACUUUUAUUACUGAUCAAAUAAAUAAAUACUUUUAUAAGGAUUAUAAACUUGAUAAUAUAAAAAGAAUAAAAAAAAAAAAAAAAAAAUAUAAAAAAAAUAUGAAAAAUAUCGAAAAAAAAAAAAUACCUGCACAAGUCAGGAAACAAUAUAUUAAUCGCUAUUUCUAUGAACAGCUAUUUUCAAGAAAAGAAAAAUUAUUAAUAAAAAAUGUGGUUGCAUAUUUUAAAAGAACAUAUGAAAUAUUAAAUAAAUAUAUAGAGAUGAAUAGUUUACAAAAGCAAAGUAAUAUGUUUUAUUUUUUAUUUGAUGCUUUACCAACAUUAAAAAGGAAAAGUAGCAUUAAGAAUAUAUUGGAGCCUUAUAUAUGUACUAUAUUUUCACGUUAUGAAUUUAUGGAUAUAUAUAAUUUUAUUGAAAAUUUGAAAAGACUAUAUACUUUAAAGAAUAAUAAAAAGGGAAAUACUAUACGUAUGAAAGAACAACAUCCUUGCUUAAAAUUUUUGAAUGAUUUGCAAGGGUUAAAUUAUAUUUACAAUAAUUUAAGACGUGAUUAUUUGAUGUUAAUGCAGAAUGUGUAUCAAGAAAUCAAAGGAGAAAAUAAUAAAAAGAAGAAUAAUGAUAUGUUUUAUGAUAAUAGUUUAAAGUAUAAUAUGUUGAAUAAUAAUAAUAAUAAAACAUAUAAUCAUAAUAUUAUAAAUAAUAACCAAAUAAUAAAAUGUAAUAAAAAAACGAUUCAUAAAUUAAUAAGGAAUGAAAAAACUGAUAUAUAUAAACAUGUGUCUAUAUACAAAUUUUCAUCAAAACUUAUAAAUAUACAACAUAAUUUAUUUAAUAUAUAUUUAGAAUGUAAUUUAUUAAAUAAAGCUUAUGAAUUGGUAAUGUCAGAUUUUGAUUUUUCUUUUUCAUUAACAGAAGAAAUAAUUUUCUUAUAUAAAAUAUAUUUAAUUGAAUUAAAAAAAAAAAACAUUUUAUAUUCUUUUGAAAUAUUAAAUAUAGCCUUUGAUAAAUGUUAUGUUCUGUUAAAAAAAUAUUUAUGUAAUCCAACAUCAUUUAAAUUAUUAUCAGUUAUUAGUAUUCAUUUUAGUCACAUGUUAUUUAAUUAUCCUUACUUAACCAAAUUUUUAACUUUUCUUCCAUAUCAAAAAAUUAAAUUUAUUAAAAAUAAUAUACUCAUGAAUGAAAAUAUUAAAAUGGAGCAUUAUAAUAAUAUGUUCUACGAAAAAAAUUAUUUCAGUUACUUCAAUAUCUAUGACAAUAAUAAUAAUAAUAGUAAUAAUAAUAAUAAUAAUAAUAAUAAUAAUAAUAAUAAUAAUAAUAAUAAUAAUAAUAACAAUAAUAGUAAUAAUAAUAAUUAUUUAGAUGAUAAGAAUGUUAAAAAAAAUAACCAACUUAAGGAUGAUAAUCCUUAUUUUCAAUCACAGGAAUUUUUUAAUAAAAACAAUUUUAAUUUAUAUCCCACUUAUAUGGAUCACACACACAAUUAUUUACAAAUUCUAGGAAAUAAAUCAGAUAAAGAGAAAAAAAACGGGUUACAUGAUUAUUAUAAGGAUUCAAAUAAAGAACCUUAUAAUGAUAUAAGUAUGGGUUGUUACAAAUAUAUAAAUACGGAUAAUUAUAAACACGUGGAUGUAGAUAAUUGUAAACAUAUAAAUAAAGAAAGUUAUAAUGAUACAUAUAAUUAUUAUAAAGAGCUACAGACAUGCCACAAUUCUUAUAAUAACAUACAAAGUGAUGACCAAAAUGAUAACAAUGAUAAUAACCUUAAGAGAGUGGAUACGAAUAAUGAAGUCUUAUUAUUAUCAAAUGAUAUUUUUAAAUAUGAUAUAAAUAACGAUAAUAAUAAUAAUAAUAAUAAUAAUAAUAAUAAUAAUAAUAAUAAUAAUAAUAGUAAUAAUAAUAUAGAUAAAAAUAAAAAUAAUUCUUAUAAUGAUGAGGGAAAAAAAAAUGAUAGGACUGGUAAUGAUAAUGAUUAUAUUUAUUUUCUUGACAAUAAAAGUGAUUAUAAUUUUUUAAAUAAAUAUGAUUAUUUUCAUAUGAAUAAAGUCUUAAAAAUUUUUAAUUUCAUUUUUAAUAUUUUAGAAUGUACACUUCAUAAUAAUGAUGUAUCUAUUAUGAAUUAUAACAAAGAUACUACUACAUAUGCAUUUAAUGAAAGAGUAUAUAAGAAUGAAUUAUUAUUAGAAGAUAAUAAUUAUGAAAAUAAAAAUAUUAGUAAUAUCAGCAAUUAUAUAAAAGAAAUUGUAUAUAAAAUCGAAUUAUAUUUUACUAAUAUAAAAAAUAAACAUGUUCAAUUUUUAGAAAAUAUUCAAGAUAUAUCAAAUAUAGAAAGUGCUGCAGAUGAGCAAUAUGUAAAAAAUGUUGUAAAAGAUAUUGAUAGAAGUAAAUUUCGAAAUUUAUUACAUGAUUCAAAAUUAAAUAAAUCCUUAAAAUAUAAUGAUCAAUAUAAUUCUUUUUUUUCAUUUGAAUUUUUAUAUUUAGCAUAUAUAUGUUCAAAUUCUUUCUCAGAUAAUAUUUCAAAAAAUUAUAAAAAUGUACUUUUUAAAAAUUUUAAUUUUAAUGAAAUAUGGCUAACUAGCCAUCAAAUAAAAAUCAAAAUAUUUAUUUCAUUAAUAUGCAUGUCUUUAUAUGAAAUAAAUUUAAUGGACCUAGGAGAAUUUUUUAUUGAAAUAUUAAAAAUUAUAUUACAUCGGUUUUAUAAUAAUUUGGAUUAUAAUGAUAUACAAAUUAUACAAUAUAUAUUUUUAAAUAUAUCUAAUGAUACUUUAUUUUCUUGUUAUAAUAUGAUAGAUGAUAUAAAAGAUAUAAUUAGAAAUAUUCCACGAACAGAUAAUAAUAAUAAUAAUAAUAAGCAGUUGUUUUAUGUAUAUCAAUUAUAUGAAACGAAAAUGAUUUUACAGAAUUAUCAAAAUAAUUUAGACAAAGCAGACACAAAAAAUAAAUUUAUAACUACAUUAUUAAAUUAUUUAAUUAAAAAAAAAGAUGAAAUAGAAAAUAAGAAAGAACAUUUAAAUGAAAUACACAAUGUUGUCAAUCAUGAUAUAAAGGAAAAGGAUAAACUCAAUAAUAUGUUAUGCACAAAUGAUAAGAUAAAUAAUGAUGUGAUUAAUCCAAUGGAUCAAAAUAGUAUGAAUGAUCAGAUGCAUGAUAUAACAAAUGGUUCAUAUGAUAAAAAAUGGAAAGAAACUAUGUUACAAGUUGAUACAUUAAAAGAAGAAGAAAAUAUUAUAUAUAAUCAAACUAAAGAUACUAGCAAUUUAUAUAUUGAUGAUAAUAUUUUAUUUGACAAUUUGAGUGAAAAUAUUUAUGCAAGUGAGACCUAUGAAGAGUUCGAAGAUGUUUGUGCAAAUAAUAAUACAUACAAUUUUGAUUUUUUCUUGACUGAAAAAUGUUUGGAAAAAAAUGACUUUGUAUUUUAUAAAAAAUGUAAUAAUAAGGAAAAACAUCAAGGGGAUAAAAAUGAAAAUAAUAAUUCUGACGAGCAUCCUAGUGGAAGCUCCUUUUUUUUCAAUAUGUUGAAUCAUUUAAAAGGAUGUGAAACUAAUUCAAAGAAGAAUAAAAAAAAAAAAAAAUUGAAAAUGAAAAAAAAAAAAAAACAACAAAAUAAAAAAAAAAAUAAUAAUAAAAUAAUAUUAGAUGAACAUGCCGUGAAAGCCAAAAAAAAAAGAAAGAAAAAAAAAACAUUACAAAUGACAUUGAAUAAUACAAAUGAUGAACUUUUAUUGAAUACAAAUAAAAAUAAAAAUUUAAAUAAUGUAGAUGAUAAUAUAAAUAAAAAAUACAAAUUAAUAUGGAAUUAUUUUAAAAUAAAUAAAGAAAUAUAUAUAGACAACUUUAUUGAUGAAAAAUAUGAAUCGAUUAUAAACAUCCAAAAAUAUAGAUAUAAAUUAAAUUAUUAUGAAAAUACAAAAUUAGACUAUUAUCAACAUUAUAGCUUCCAAAAACAUUUUAACAUACCAGAACAAAUAUCAGAAACUUCUUCUGUUUUAACUGCAUUAAAUCUAAGCAUGAGAGAUAAUAAUUAUUUAUCUUUUGAAAAAAAUAAUUAUGUAAACACAUGCUUGAAUUUAUUAUACAUUAUAGAUUUGUAUAUGGAAUUCAAAUCAAAUAUAUUUAACAGACCAUUUUAUUUUAUUAAAAAUUUAAUAAUAAUGUGCGCAAAUAUAAGCUUUUCUAAAGACUUAACAAUUAUAUAUAUUAAUGCACUUAUACGAUUUUGCUUAUUUGAACUAAGAAUGGAUAAUCUUUUCAUUUCAUCCAAUAUACUUAUUGAAAUAUUAAACAAUUUCGAAAAAAUUAAAAAUUAUAAAAACUUACUAGGAAUAAUUUUUUACCUAUGUGGGUAUAUAUUAUUACAACACCUUAAUUAUGAUAGUCAAAAGUUGUUUUAUGAAGAGAACAAAAAUGCUUUGAUGGAAGAAUAUAAUUAUUAUGUACUUAUGAAAAAGAAUUAUAUUAACACAUAUCAGAAAAUAAAGAUGGAAAAAACAAACUUGAAAAAAGAAGCUCCUUAUAAUAAAAAAAAAUUCAAUUAUUUUGAACAAUUUUUAAAGAAUAGUACCACUGAAUUAAAUAAUUUGAAUAAUACCCCAUUUUUGUUUCAAGGGAAUGGAAACAAUAUGGUUAAUAGUAAAAAGGAAAAGGGGAAUGAAAAAAGGGAUUUUUAUACAAAUUGGAAAUUAAAUGAGCAUUUAAAUGAACAUUUGGAUGAACAUUUGGAUGAAAAAUUGGAUGAAAAUUUACCUGACCAUUUACCUGACCAUUUGCCUGACCAUUUACCUGACCAUUUACCUGACCAUUUGCCUGACCAUUUGCCUGACCAUUUGCCUGACCAUUCAUAUUUAAAUCAUCAGAGUAAUAAGAACCAUUCUAACUUAGGUCCAUAUAUCUAUAUACACAAUGAACAAAUGUUAGAUUGUAUGAAAAAAAAUAGUGAGAGUUGUUAUUUAAGAACAAAGGGUGUAGACAAAAUUAUAGAUGAUUUUUCGAUGAAUGAAAAAAAAAAUAAUACAUUUGUAAAGAAGAAAAGUGGAAAGAAGUUAAUUCCUUUAAUAAAGAACCAAAUAAAAAUAACUGAUUAUUUUUCAAAUAUAAAGAAUGAAAAAUCUUUUGAUAUGUCGUAUGACAAUUUGUAUGUAUCAGAUAACAUUCAAAUGAAUAAUGCAUCAUAUAUGCAUAUAAAUAAAAAGAGAAAAAAAUCUAGUUAUAUAUUAUGCGAAGACAUGAUUUUAGAGAAAGGGCCAUAUUAUUCAGAAAAAGGUGCAAUUACCAAAACGAAUGAAUAUCCUUAUCUUUUUGAUCAAAUAAAUAAGAAACAGUUUUUUUUAUUUUUAAUUUGUUUCUAUAUAAAUCAGGCUUUAUAUUAUUGGUCAAAUGAUGGAGAUGCUAUUGGAAUAGCGAAUGGAGUACAACAGAAAAAAAGGAUAAAUGAUUCUUUUUUUUUUCUGAUGUCGUCUUAUAAAUAUUUUUAUAAGUCCUCUAUAUAUUUAUCAAAACAAGUGAAUAUACAAGAUUAUAAAUCUCCUUUUUUUAAUUACUCAUUAUUUAAUACAUAUUAUCAAUUCUAUAUAUAUUACAAGACAAUAUUUAUGAAAUGUAAUAAUGAAAAUAUAAUAAAUUUGGUGAAAUAUAAUAAUUAUUAUUAG
This is a messenger RNA of Plasmodium gaboni, 7704 nucleotides long. RefSeq lists its product as hypothetical. The record is from RefSeq and is a predicted model, not a curated record. The coding region runs from base 1 to 7704 and encodes 2567 amino acids. The transcript has a single exon. Lineage: Eukaryota; Apicomplexa; Aconoidasida; Haemosporida; Plasmodiidae.